Molecule: messenger RNA, 1047 nt
Organism: Diachasma alloeum
Lineage: Eukaryota; Metazoa; Arthropoda; Insecta; Hymenoptera; Braconidae
Gene: otd2
Product: homeobox protein OTX2-A
Exons: 6
Coding region: 1-1023 (340 amino acids)
Biological process (GO): regulation of transcription by RNA polymerase II
Cellular component (GO): nucleus
Molecular function (GO): DNA-binding transcription factor activity, RNA polymerase II-specific; RNA polymerase II cis-regulatory region sequence-specific DNA binding
Source: RefSeq, a predicted model, not a curated record
AUGUGGCCGAACAGCCUCAGUGGAGCCGCUGGUUGUGGCGGUGGUACUGGAGCUGAUCUUGGUGGUUUAACAGCAGCAUCAACAACAUCACCCACUGAUCUAUUCGGCCCAGCGGGAUUUGGCGCAUCCGCCGCAAAUCCAUACGGAGCCCUGAAAUCAUCCCCUUAUGUCGGUGCACUCGGCAUGCCACCCAUCGAAGCACUCCACGGAACCAUCGGCUAUCCCGGUUGUACUCCCGCCGGUGAGUCGUACUACUGUAAUCCGAGAAAACAGAGGAGAGAGAGGACGACGUUUAGUAGGGCACAGCUCGAUAUACUUGAAGGGCUUUUCUCCAAGACUCGGUAUCCGGACAUAUUCAUGAGGGAAGAGGUCGCCGUGAAGAUUAAUUUACCUGAAUCCAGAGUACAGGUCUGGUUUAAGAAUCGUCGCGCAAAAUGUAGACAACAGCAGAAGCAGCAGCAACAAGCGCAGGAGAAAGCCCCGCGAUCUAAAAAGCCGUCCGGCAACCCCGUGAGCAAUCCCACAGCCGGCAAGAGUCCCUCGAUAGCAACCACCCCAACAUCAUCAGCGGCUGUUCCAGCAACGACACCACUAAGCGGCGGUACCGGGGGCUCCGCUGCAAGUUCACCAACUCUGUUGAGGGACUCCCCGCAAUACAAACCCGCUGGUGGCGCCACCGGCCUGUUGUUCGCUGCUAGUACCACACCACCCAGUUUGGGUGGAACAGUCUACAGCAGUGGUGGUAGCAGCAGUAGUAUCUGGAGUCCAGCAAUAACGGAAAAUGGUGGAACAUUUCCUGGAGAUCAUCAGAGGCUCGCGUGGACCACCACAGCCUCUCAACAACAGUGUUAUCAGAAUUACUCGUCAUAUUAUUCUAACAUGGAGUACCUUUCGCCCGCUCCCCAUCAAUUAAAUGUAGUGGAUACUGGAGCUGGUAGUCUCGACAAUACGUGGAGCAAAACACGGGACGAAAAUACCUCUUCGUGGUUUUACAAUAGCGCCGGUUGGGGUGAACGAAAGUGAACAUAACAGAAUUUUUUUUAGGGU